Messenger RNA from Aspergillus mulundensis, 1464 nucleotides. RefSeq lists its product as uncharacterized. The coding region runs from base 1 to 1464 and encodes 487 amino acids. Gene Ontology annotation, molecular function: oxidoreductase activity. The record is from RefSeq and is a predicted model, not a curated record. Gene Ontology annotation, cellular component: mitochondrion. The transcript has 3 exons. Gene Ontology annotation, biological process: carnitine biosynthetic process. Lineage: Eukaryota; Fungi; Ascomycota; Eurotiomycetes; Eurotiales; Aspergillaceae.
AUGGACAUCAACCGUUGUGGCCUGGGCAUCAAAGAGCCCGUCUUCCACCUUCCCUCUGACCUCCAGGGAAUCCAGGAGGACUUCUACGAGCACGGCAUCGCCUUCCUUAAGGACUGUGACGAGGUCAAGUUGGGCCAACUGGCAAACCAGCUUGGUGAAGUCGUCCGCCCUCGCAAUGAGAAGACCAGCGGAACUGGCAUUAGCAAUAUUCGCUACGAUCCUUCUUUGGAAGGCAAGGGCUACAGCUCUGAAGAACUUUACUUCCACACUGAUCGUAGUGGCUGGGACCUCCCCCCUCGUAUCCUGGUGUCUACUCUGAAGAGCAAGUCCACCGAUGGCGGCGCUUCCAUGCUGGCCAACACUUCUCGCAUCCUCCGGGAUAUCAAAGAGCAGGGUGAAGACUUUUAUAAGUUGCUUACCAACGCGAAGUAUUCCAGCUUCCGCUCGGAUGAUGGCGUGUUUGUUCCUCGUCCUAUCUAUGACGAGACCACUGGGCUGUUCCGCUUUCGUUUCGAUGACGGAAUCCAGCUCUCUGCAGCUAUCGUGAUCCGUUUCCCUCAGCUUUUUGAGACUAUCUAUCGCAACUCAUUUGCUGUCGCCUUGCAGCAGGGACAGGGAUACUUGCUGGACAAUCACAAGUUUUUGCAUGGCCGCACUUCCUUCACUGGAACCCGUGAGCUGCUGCGGGCCCUCGUCAACCUCCCAGCCCCUAAGUCGGUGGUCACUAUCCUCUUUGAUGUUGACGGAACACUCUGCCGCUCCGAGGAGAUGAGUGUCGAUGCCUUCUACUCCUGCUUGACUGAUGUCGCGGGUAAGCCAAUCACUCACGAUAAUACAACCGUGAGUCUGCAUGGUAGAACCGACCUCGGUUUGCUCCAAGAUAUCCUCGCUUUCCACAACGUGGAGUCCAAAACUUCUAUUGCUGAGCGAUUCCUCGAGUCUCACCCCAAGUAUCUGCAGGCAUCUCUCGAGAAUGGUUUCUCUUCGAUUCCCUGCCCUGGCGUCAAGGAGAUUCUGGAGUGGCUGGCCUUGAAGAAGGAGAAUGUCGACUCUCAAACUCUGAGAGUCGGACUGCUCACUGGAAAUUCUCGUGCGAACGCACUGCUCAAAAUCCGUGCUGCAGGCAUCGAAACCAACAUCUUCGACCUCAGCAUCUCUGCGUUUGGUGAUACCCACGUCGACCGGAUCUCUCUGAUCCAAGACUCCAUGAAAAAACAGCGCGCUAGAGACGGCUCCAACCUCCGUGAGAGCAAGGUCAUCAUUGUCGGCGACACUCCCCUUGAUAUCGAAUGUGCCAAGAAGGCCGGGUGUGCUGUUGUUGCGGUUGCAAGCGGUAAUUACAAGAUGGAUGACCUUGUCGUGCUCGAGCCCGACCAUGCUUGUGCGAAGAUCGAUGAGUGCAAGGACUACCUUGACUCUCACUUAAACCUCUCGGUUACCUCAGUUCCCCUUAACGAUAGCUGA